CCACCGCCCCAACAACACCUCAUUAAAACGGUGUCACCAAUCAUUCCGACCUAAACCAUCUCCAUCGAUCUCUAUAUAUUAUGCUAUUCUCUACACUAGUUCAGACUCCAUCAGUUCGUUCAUCAAUAGCUUAAUUAUCACUUUCAAUCUCUGGAAAUGGUGUCUUCGCCUGAAACCAUCCACUGCCUCAAGUCCAGCAUGCGGCUGUCAUCGGUUGUUCCGGCGACGGUCACCGGCCAAGAGCACAAGGUCCAUGAGCUGACGAACAUGGACUUGGCCAUGAAGCUUCACUACAUCAAAGGGGUAUACUUUUUCAAAAGCGAUGCAGUUGAGGGGCUUACGGCCAAGGACUUGAAGAAGCCUAUGUUCCAGCUCCUGCAACGCUACUUCGCCGUCUCCGGGAGAAUCCGGAGAUCCGUAACCGGCCGGCCUUUCAUCAAGUGUAACGACAGCGGUGUGAGAACUGUGGAGGCACGCUGUGAGGAUACCGUUGAUGAAUGGUUGGCCAGGGCUGUGGAGGAUGAUUCUGUGUUUGAUGGCCUCGCUUAUAAUCAAGCACUUGGUGAUCCUGAUCUUGGUUUCUCUCCUUUGGUCUUUGUACAGUUCACUUGGUUCAAAUGUGGAGGAAUGUCAGUGGGACUUGGCUGGGCAAAUGUUCUUGGAGAUGUGUUUUCAGCUUCAACCUUCAUCAACCUGUGGGGGAAGGCCAUGGCUGGUCACAAGCAACAGAAGUCUCUGCACGUACCAGACUCUGCAAAAUCUGAGUUUCCAGUUUCAGUACUUCCCAAUAUUGUAUCACCAAAUGCCGUGAAAAGGGUUGAUCUAGUUGGCGAUUUAUGGCUCACACCCAACAACUCCAAGAUGAAGACGCAUACUUUUUAUAUUCAUGGAGAGAAAAUUAACCAUUUUCUCUCAGACCAAAAUUCCAAGGUCUCAGCUUUUGAGGUGCUCUCUGCAAUCAUAUGGAAAUCCUUGUCAAAGAUCAAGGAAAACGCAAAAGAGACAAGGAUGGUGACUCUUUGUCAAAAAUUUGGUGAAAGAAAAUUUGAGUUUCCAAGUAAUGAGAUGGUGUGGAGCACAGUUGAAGCAGAUUUCUGGGUUGCAGAAGCUGAGGUCUCCGAACUGGUGGAGCUCAUUUUGAAGAAAAAGGGAGAUGAAAACGGCAUGAUUGAAAAGAUAAUGGGGAAUCAUGAGAGUGGGGAAAGAUGUUCAGACUUCAUAACAUAUGGAGCAAAUUUGACAUUUGUGAAUUUGGAAGAGAUAGAGAUUUAUGAGCUUGAACUGAAGGGGCAGAAGCCAGUUUAUGCAAACUAUUCCAUUAAUGGAGUUGGUGAUGAAGGAGUUGUGUUGGUGCUUCCUGCACGGCCAAAAUGUGGUAAGGAUGGAGAUGAUGUUAAGGGUGAUAGAACUGUGACUGUGGUUUUGCCUGAAAAUCAACUUGCACAGCUGAAAGUUGAGAUCCAAAAGAAUUGGGAUAUCGUUUGA
Molecule: messenger RNA, 1485 nt
Organism: Fragaria vesca subsp. vesca
Lineage: Eukaryota; Viridiplantae; Streptophyta; Magnoliopsida; Rosales; Rosaceae
Product: vinorine synthase-like
Exons: 2
Coding region: 157-1485 (442 amino acids)
Molecular function (GO): acyltransferase activity, transferring groups other than amino-acyl groups
Source: RefSeq, a predicted model, not a curated record